AUCUCUAGAUUCAACAACUAAGACGCCUCACAACCAAGUCGACCUUCAUCACCAGCACCACCAGCACCACCAACAGCCUAUCUGCCUCGAGGAAAUAUCCGAAAUGAGUUGCGAUGUUAAGACCACCCAAUGGCGCCUCGUCGAGGUCGGCCGUGUUGUUCUCCUUAGCAAGGGCCCAUAUAGUGGAAAGCUGGCUACCAUCGUUGAGAUAAUCGAUCACAAGCGUGUCCUCAUCGACUCCCCCAUCGUCCCCCGCCAGUCUUACUCCCUAAAGAACGUCACCUUGACUCCUAUAGUCAUCGACAACCUACCCCGUGGUGCCCGUAACGGCGUUGUCAAGAAGCUUUGGGAGAAUUGCGCCGUAGACACUAAAUGGGCUGAGUCCUCCUGGGCCAAGAAAAUCACCUCCAAAGAGACCAGAAGAAACCUGAGCGACUUCGACAGAUUCCGUGUCUUGGUUCUCAGGAAGCAGAGGAGGUUUGAAGUCAGAAAGGCAGCUGCGAAGGCUUAAGGUGUUUGUGGUGGAGGCUUUUCUUUCUCAGUCAUGGGUUGGAGCUUGUUUUGUUGCGGAAACCAAAUAAAUUCUCCUGGUGAACAUGGGAUAUCUCCCUUUUUUUUUCGUCCCUGCGUGGGAUCUGGGCCCGUUUCGCUCAGUAAGCCCGGUGGUGGAAGGGGAUGUCUUUUUUCACUGCUAGUAGCCGGGCGUUGUAUAAUUCAAAAAAUGGGAAAUAUGGGUUCUCUAAUUUCC
Molecule: messenger RNA, 748 nt
Organism: Tuber melanosporum (Perigord truffle)
Lineage: Eukaryota; Fungi; Ascomycota; Pezizomycetes; Pezizales; Tuberaceae
Product: 60S ribosomal protein L14
Exons: 3
Coding region: 104-511 (135 amino acids)
Biological process (GO): translation; ribosomal large subunit biogenesis
Cellular component (GO): ribosome; cytosolic large ribosomal subunit
Molecular function (GO): structural constituent of ribosome; RNA binding
Source: RefSeq, a predicted model, not a curated record